GGGCCACUGCUGGGCUUCAUGGAGCUGCUGUCGGCCCUGAGCCUGGGCGAGCUGGCGCUCAGCUUCUCCCGGGUGCCCCUCUUCCCGGUCUUUGAUCUCAGCUACUUCAUCGUUUCCAUCCUGUAUCUCAAGUACGAGCCAGGUGCGGUGGAACUGUCCCGGCGGAGCCCUGUGGCCUCAUGGAUCUGUGCCAUGCUCUAUUGCUUUGGGAGCUACAUCCUGGCUGAUCUUCUGCUCGGGGAAGCACCGAUCGAUUAUUUCAGCAAUAACUCCAGUGUACUCUUGGCCUCAGCAGUCUGGUACAUGAUUUUCUUCUGUCCCAUGAACCUCUUUUAUAAGUGUGUCAGUUUCCUGCCCGUGAAGCUCAUUUUUGUGGCAAUGAAGGAGGUAGUGAGAGUUCGAAAGAUUGCCGUUGGGAUCCAUCAUGCCCAUCACCACUACCACCAUGGGUGGUUCAUCAUGAUUGCCACAGGCUGGGUCAAAGGUUCAGGGGUGGCACUGAUGUCCAACUUCGAGCAGCUGCUCCGUGGAGUCUGGAAGCCUGAGACAAAUGAGAUUCUCCACAUGUCCUUUCCAACCAAAGCCAGUUUAUAUGGAGCCAUUCUCUUUACACUUCAGCAGACCCGCUGGCUUCCCAUUUCUAAAGCCAACCUCAUCUUCUUCUGUACCCUGUUCAUGGUGUCUUGUAAGGUUUUCUUGACAGCUACCCACUCCCAUGCGUCUCCAUUUGACACUAUCGAGGGCUUCAUCUGUCCUGUGCUCUUUGGUUCCGCCUCAGGGGGCCAUGGGGACCAUCACCAUGAUGACCACGGAUCUUCCCACCAUGAUGGCCACGGGGGGCCAUCUUCUCUUCAUGCCCCGCAGCAUCCAGUCAAAUCGAAGGAGGAGCUGAAUGAAGGCUCAAGAAAGAGAAAGGCCAAGAAGGCAGAGUAAAUGAAAAAUCUGACCCAGUAACUGGUGGCCAAAGAGAGAGUCACUUCUGAGCUGCAUGAGAACUAUACCCACGUCACCCGAGCCCUCACAGGCUCCACCCUAAGACUUGUACAAGGGGGAGGGAAUCUAGGCGACUGCCCAGUGUGCCUCUAUUAUUUCCAUCAGGGACCCCUAUUUUCAGGGGCUUACAGUUGAGGUAUGGAAAUCCCUAAAGGCCCAAAGGGCGAGUUCUAGCCCAAAGCCUGGCAUCUUGGUGGUAGGUUUUCUCCUUUUGUUUUUUUUCUCCCUUUAAACAAAAGCUAUUUUGGGAAACAGUUUUAAGUUGCUGUGGGAGUCCAGGAACAUUGGUUCUGCCUGUCUCUUUAGGAUUCCUACUAUCUGAAAACUACUUUGUAUUUUAGACUAGUUUAUUUUGAAUCCAAGAAUGAAAGUGCAAGUGGGGAAGGAACCCCUCCCCAAAAUAAUUGGGCUCUUAAUAGUGUCUUUUUGAAUUGGCUUAUGAGAAAGAAAAAUAACUUGAAUUUUGAGAAGGGACCUCAAUGGCUUAAGUAACCCACCCAAGCUGGGGGGAUGGAUACCUGUGGCCUGUUACCUCUGAGCCAGACCUGGAGCUGCCCAUUCACUUCAGACCCUGGUCAGUUUUCAGAGAAUUCAUCUUUUUGGAAUAUCUGGGGGACUCUGAGUUUUCCCAGAGGGCCAUUGGUAAUGCUAGUGACUUUUGAUGACUUCCCUGAAUCCUUAGGAUCAGAAUGGAAAUUGAACCAAUGUUUAAUUGAAAUUUUAAAUUGAGCUUUUUGAUUAACCAAGAAGCUUGGCAUCCACUCAGCUCAAAGAUACUCAAUGUCUCUUGGGUCACUAGCAUAGGUGAGAGGAAAGGCACAACCAGGGAGGUGGGAUCUUAGCACAUCAUGUCUCUCUGGUCCCCCUCACUAACCUUUGGCUAGCUUGGCUAGAUCUGCACUUAAGUUCUGAUAUUGGCUUUGACGACCUAGGGGGGCUUUUUCAAGUUGGGAUCUAAAGCUGUGUGGAUAAUGUUAAAAUCCAAACUCCCUGAGCCACCUGAAACUGAGAACCAAAGGGAUAAUAGGCAAGCAGAGGCUGCGGGGGCCUUUGGCUGCUCACCUGGAACUGGAACCUGGAACUGAGGGGGAUACACUAUGCCUUCCUCUGCCAUUUAAACUGAAGGUUUUCGGGCUCAACACCAUGGAUGUUAUUACAAGACCCAACAUUGGGAGAAAUCCUAGGAUUUAUCCCACCAAGGAAGUGGGUCAGUUGCACUGAGUUUGGGAAGUGCCUUAUCCCAGGUGAAUUGCCUCCCCCUAUUCCCCACCACAAAAUCAGGCAGCAGGGUCUGAUGUUGCCUCUUUUAAUAGCAUCUUGUUUUGACAAACCUGUUCCUGGAUGACUAUAAAGGGCUCCAUGUAAGGGGGUGAUGUUUUAUAGAUGAGCCACAGAAUAAAAGCAUUGUGAGGUGAA
Messenger RNA from Dromiciops gliroides (monito del monte), 2409 nucleotides. It is a transcript of the gene TMEM38A, whose product is annotated as transmembrane protein 38A. Gene Ontology annotation, molecular function: potassium channel activity; identical protein binding. The transcript has 6 exons. The record is from RefSeq and is a predicted model, not a curated record. NCBI's taxonomy places the organism in Eukaryota, Metazoa, Chordata, Mammalia, Microbiotheria, Microbiotheriidae. Bases 19 to 933 code for a protein of 304 amino acids. Gene Ontology annotation, biological process: potassium ion transmembrane transport. Gene Ontology annotation, cellular component: membrane.